This is a messenger RNA of Lathyrus sativus (Indian pea), 669 nucleotides long. The record is from the annotation of a GenBank genome assembly. NCBI's taxonomy places the organism in Eukaryota, Viridiplantae, Streptophyta, Magnoliopsida, Fabales, Fabaceae.
AUGGCUGUUUAUUCUGUAGGAAGUUGGACUGCUCCUGUUUCGGUUCCGAAUCUCCCAUGUCCAUUAGAAUUGUUUUCACAAUUAACGAAAAAAUGUUUGGUAAUAUUCUGCGAUUCAAGACGAGUCAAAACGUUGUUGGAAUGUAUCAUGGGAACUCUCAAAGAUAAGACUGUUUUACUUGUAACUCAUCAAGUUGAUUUCUUGCAUAAUGUUGACUCUAUCAUGGUGAUGCGUGAAGGAAGAGUAGUGCAAAGUGGAAAGUAUGAUGAACUUCUCAAAGCAGGCCUAGAUUUUGGUGCACUUGUGGCAGCUCAUGAAUCCUCUAUGGAGAUAUUAGAAACAAGUGAUAAUUCCAAUGAUGAUUCUUCUCAGUCUCCAAAACUUGCCUGCAUUGUAUCGAAAGAAAAAGAAAGCGGGGUUGAAAAGCAGUCCUCUCAAGAUCAAUCUAAGUUUGAUGAUAAAACUGCAGCAAAGCUCAUUGAAGACGAGGGAAGAGAAACUGGACAUGUGAGCCUUAAAGUAUACAAACAAUAUUUCACAGAAGCAUUCAGAUGGUGGGGAAUAGCACUUGUAGUAGCAAUGUCAGCUGGUUGGGUGUUGUCAUUUUUAGCUGGUGACUAUUGGUUAGCAAUUGCAACUUCUGAUGGUUUUAGCUGGGUGUUGACAUGA